Perognathus longimembris pacificus (Pacific pocket mouse) is the source of this 1442-nucleotide messenger RNA. RefSeq names its product insulin receptor substrate 1-like. The record is from RefSeq and is a predicted model, not a curated record. Gene Ontology annotation, molecular function: phosphatidylinositol 3-kinase binding; insulin receptor binding. The transcript has 3 exons. Lineage: Eukaryota; Metazoa; Chordata; Mammalia; Rodentia; Heteromyidae. Gene Ontology annotation, biological process: insulin receptor signaling pathway. Gene Ontology annotation, cellular component: plasma membrane; cytosol. Bases 23 to 1357 code for a protein of 444 amino acids.
CCCCGCGUCGCCCCCGGAGCCCAUGUGCACGGAGGCGGCCCCAAGCCCGCCGUCCCCGCCCUGCCCGCCCGACGUGCGGCUCUGCGGCCACCUGCGCAAGCAGAAGUCCCAGCGCCUGCGCUUCUUCGUGCUGCGCGCGAACCCGCCGCGCCUCGAGUGCUACGAGAGCGAGAAGAAGUUCCGCGCCGCGGCCGCCGCCCGCCCCGCGCAGCCCCGGCGCUGCGUCAGCCUGGAGGGCGCCUGCACCAUCAGCAAGCGCUCGGACGCGCGCCAGCGCCACCUGAUCGUCGUCUACACGCGCGACAGCAGCCUGGGCGUGGCGGCGGCCAGCGAGGCCGAGCAGCAGGCGUGGUACAGCGCGUUGCUCCAGGUGCGCGCCGCCGCCAACGCUGCCGGCGUAGCCAGUCCGGCCGCCGCCCACGAGGACCCCGGGCCCUGGCUCCCCGCGCCGUUCCAGGACGUGUGGCCCGUGACGCUGCGCCCUAAGGGGCUGGGGAGGACGCGGGGCCUGGGCGGCGGCAGCUACCACCUCUGCCUGGGCUCAGGGGCGCUGAGCCUGCUGCGGAAGCCGGGGAGCCGGCGCUCCCGCGACGGCCUCGCCGCGCCGCCCGUCCUGCGCCUGUCCCUGCUCAGCGUGCGGCGCUGCGGCCACGCCGGCGCCUUCUUCUUCCUGGAGCUCGGCCGCUCGGCGCCCACCGGGCCAGGGGAGCUGUGGCUGCAGGCGCCUGACGCCGUGGUGGCCCGGAGCAUCCACGACACCGUCCUGGACGCCAUGAAGAGACUGGGCGGCGGGGCCGAGCCCCUGCCCUGGGACCUGCCGGCCGGCCCCCGCGCGCCCCUCGCCCCCACGCCCUACGACGCCCCGGCGCCGGCCCCGGCCGCGCGGCCCCGAGGCCUAGGGGAGAAGGCGCAGGCGACGCUCCGGACCCUGGCGAGGCUGAUGCCCGCCGCCUCUCGCUCGGGCGCGCUGGGCCGGGCCGAGGCCGGGGCCGCGGGGGUCCGCGUCCGGGCCCCGGACGACUACGUGCACAUGGGGGGCGACGAUGGGAGCGACUACGUGUGGAUGGCGGGCCCGAGCGACGCCGGCGAGGCCCCCCGGCACGCGGCGGGCGCGGAGUACGUGCUCAUGAAUCCUUUCCCGCCCACGGCCCCCGCCACGCAGCCCCGGGGCCCCCGCCGCGCCGAUGGCUGGUCGAGGCUGGUGCGGGAGCCUGGGCGUGCGGGCCCUCAGCCCAAGGCCACGCCGCCCCCCGACAGCUGCCUCAACUACAUUGACCUGGACCUGGUCCCUGCCCUGGAGGUCGGCGGAGGUGCCCCUGAGGCCCACACCCACAACUACGUGAGAAUCAAGUUCUAGCACCUUCCCGGGCUAACAGAAUUAUUACAGAGCCAGUCGCAGGCUGCCUUUGUGACCAAGAUAUGGACGAAGAACCGCUCCCCCA